ACUUAAAAAUAGCCUCAGUGCCGCGGCUCCCAAUGAGAGGGCCAGAGAUGGCCGCUCCGGCUGCUGCUCCAGGGUCCCGCCACCGGCAGCUGCCCCCCACCCGCUUCCACCCCGUCCACGGGGCCAACAUCUGCCUGGACCCCUCGGGCACGCAGGCCACCCGCCUGGAGAGCUUUGCCAACGGGGUCUGCUUCAGCCGGGAGCCCCUGGAGCCCGGCCAGAUCUUCCUGGUGGAGAUCGAGGAGAAGGAGCUGGGCUGGUGCGGCCACCUGUGCGUGGGACUGACCGCCCUCGACCCCGGCGCCCUGGAAGCGGUGCCCGAGUACUCCCUGCCAGACCUGGUCAACAUGGGCCACAGCUGGGUCUUUGCCAUCACCCGCAACCACAACCGGGUCGCGACGGAGGGGGACCGGCACCAGGACCGGGACCUGCUCUCCUUGCCGUACCUGUGCAUCGAGGAGGCGGUCAAGAUCCCCCGGGACAAGCUGGUGGGGCGCAGCCGGCCUGGGCGCUACAGCCACCUGCUGGAUGACCUCUACAAGACCAACGCCCUCCCCCCCACCGCCCGGAAGAGCCGGAUCGGGGUGCUGUAUGCGCCGAGGCCGGACGGGACGGCCGACAUGCACAUCGUCAUCAACGGGGAGGACAUGGGCCCCAGCGCCAGGGGGCUGCCGGCCUCCCGCCCGCUCUACGCCGUGGUUGACAUCUUCGCCUCCACCAAGAGCGUCCGCGUCAUCCAGGUGGAAUAUGGAUUCCCCUCCCUGCAGACCCUCUGCCGGCUGGCCAUCCAGAAGCACAUUGUCCACCGCCUGGCCAUCGAUGGGCUUGACCUUCCCCCACUGCUGAAGAACAUCUGCAAGUACGAGUGAAGGGGCCGAAGAAGAAAGGCUGUGUCUGCUUUGCAGGAGUCAGCCGGGACGGGACUCCGCUGAUUCCAGGGCUGCAUGAGGGCAGCUACACAAGGGAGAAGCUGAGC
This is a messenger RNA of Anolis sagrei ordinatus, 976 nucleotides long. It is a transcript of the gene NEURL2, whose product is annotated as neuralized E3 ubiquitin protein ligase 2. The record is from RefSeq and is a predicted model, not a curated record. Gene Ontology annotation, molecular function: ubiquitin protein ligase activity. Gene Ontology annotation, biological process: intracellular signal transduction. Lineage: Eukaryota; Metazoa; Chordata; Lepidosauria; Squamata; Anolidae.